AUGCCCCUUACCCAAACACUCAUUCACACUGCCCUCCGUCACCAUGGCCACUUCCCGUCGCUCUCAUCCGUUCUUGCCCAACUCGUUGCUCGAGAAGUUAAAAACAGACCCAGUCACGUCCGAGGAGACUUCUUAUAUUUUCCAGAGCGAAUUCGAGCCUAUCCGCUCAGACCAUUUUUUAAUCCGGGAGGGUUUCGAAGAAGUGUAAUAGAACAAGACGAGUUCCCCACUGUCACCGCUCGGAUAAUAGGCUUCAGCGAACGAGAUCGACGCACAUUCCUUCAUCUUGCCGUGAGACUGAGAGAUGUACCCCUGGCGUACGAAUCUCUUCGACUUGGUAUUAACAUAGAUGCAAAGGACUACUACGGGAUGACUCCGCUGUUUUUCGCAUGCAUGUGGUUGCGACUCCUGCACCAGGGAAGAGUGCGCAUCCCUAGCGGCGGGAGCCCCGAAAGCAAUAUUGAGCGUAUCUUCCGUGUUGCGCGGCUCCUCAUUGAGCAACAUGCCGACGUCAAUCUCAACGUAGAUGGGGAGACACCCUUGACGAUUGCUGCAUCUAUUCCAAACAUUCCUCUCGUCAUGCUUCUCCUGGAGCACGGUGCUCGGCUUCCGGAGUCUUUCCUCUCGUCAGGCAAGUUUCCCUUGCGCGCUCAUAGAGCUAGUCUCAUGCGCAUCAUCAAGUCUCGGGACGUUUUGUUUCGCCCACCACGUCCCUGCCCUUGCUGGUCUGGCGCGAUGCUCGCCGAGUGCCAUGCGCAUAAGGAGCAGCCAUAUCCUGCCGAAUUCUUAUGUCCUUGCGAGAAACCCAAAUCUUACCGCAAAUGCUGCAUCGGGAGAGAUUUUGAAUACAUCGAGAAGUGGGACGAGAAACACCAGCGCAUUGCUACAGGCAAGGUCGAGGUGCACCGGAUUUCAUCUAUUCCAUUGGAAACUGCAAAUAUCAUCGCCAGCUUCGUAAACGACGCGAAGGAACACGAUAUGGACAUAGAUAUGGACAUUGUCCGCCGACUGAGAUCGGGCUUCACCAUGAUACAGAAAGAUAACCCUGACAUCGAUCCAGCCUUCGCGUUCGCCAUGGGAGUGAUAAAGGAUUUUCCACUGAGCCUUGAGCCUUCGCUAUGCUAACAUCUUACCGACAUUGCUUCGCUAUAGGCCGUGGGAAGCGAGAUAUAGCAAGGGAGAAUCUAAGACCGGGAUGCAGGGUUGGAAUGCCGUUAUUGACGACUAUAUCGCGUUAGGAAAAGAUUUAAGGAGUCGGUAUGAUAUCGAAGUAGCCGCCAAGAUCGGGAUGGACGCUGGUCCUCUGCACAAACACUGCGAGAAUGCAGCAUGUUCGCGCCUCGAAGGUCCGGGUGUAGAGAAGAUGAAGUGCUGCAGUCGUUGCAAGAGGAUAUUCUAUUGCAGCACGGAGUGCCAGUCAACAGGUUGGAAGCAUCAUAAAGCACAAUGCGAAGCGAAAAUACAUCAGUCCCAACGCCUUCCCUCACAGAUCGUCCUUCAGGAUAUCAUGGUCCUUGUCAUGGCGGACCUGGCCUCAAGCAUGCCAAAUGGAAACUAGCAUUCGAUCUUUUGUUGGACACUUUCACUUUUUUCUUGAUACUAUUUUUAUUUUCUUCUUUAUAUUCACCACAAUCAUUUCCCCCUUGAGUGUUUUGAAGUCUGACGUCCAUUUUUCCGUAUUCUGUCUUCUACGCUACUAGUACCCCGCAGUGCCAAGAUAGCGGGAUUCGCGAGUAUGCUCUUUGCCUUUGUGUUCUACCUUUAUUGGGCCAGUGAACCAUUUAAAAUGAUUAAUAUUAAGUGUCCAGAGCUUUAUUCCAACAUUUUUCUUUUCUCUAACGCCAUCACAAGGCUAAAAUGAUAAGUUG
This is a messenger RNA of Somion occarium, 1868 nucleotides long. Lineage: Eukaryota; Fungi; Basidiomycota; Agaricomycetes; Polyporales; Cerrenaceae. The record is from the annotation of a GenBank genome assembly.